Sphenostylis stenocarpa is the source of this 1374-nucleotide messenger RNA. The record is from the annotation of a GenBank genome assembly. NCBI's taxonomy places the organism in Eukaryota, Viridiplantae, Streptophyta, Magnoliopsida, Fabales, Fabaceae.
AUGGCUGAAACCAAUGCUAGUAACAGAUGCUCUAGGCAAAUGAAGCAUGUUUAUUGCUUUGCUGAUAAGGUGAAAAGAUUUCCUGGUUUGGCAAGGAGAGCAACAUGGAAGGUUGGCAAAGAUGAUCCAAGAAGGGUGGUCCAUGCUUUCAAAGUUGGCUUGGCUUUGACACUAGUUUCUUUGCUGUAUCUGAUGGAGCCAUUGUUCAACGGGAUAGGAAAAAAUGCUAUGUGGGCUGUCAUGACAGUGGUUGUGGUGAUGGAGUUCACUGUGGGGGCAACAUUAAGCAAAGGACUAAAUAGAGGAUUGGGGACUCUGCUAGCAGGAUCAUUGGCAUUUCUCGUUGAAUAUAUUGCAGAAGCCCCUGGUCGGAUUUUUCGAGCAAUUUUCAUUGGUCUUGCAGUUUUUUUGUUAGAAAGUGAUGAUGAUUCAUCUGAGGAUCUUAUCUACGAUGGUUACAAGACUGUUUUAGAUUCCAAAGCAAGCGAUGAAACACUGGCAUUACAAGCAAGCUGGGAACCAAGAUACGCAAGAUAUUGUUACAAAAUCCCAUGGCAUCAAUAUGCAAAAAUUGGAGCUGCUCUUCGCCAUUUCAGUUACACUGUUGUUGCACUACAUGGCUGUCUGAAGUCUGAAAUUAAGAGGUCUUUGAAACUUCUAAGAGCUGGUAGCUGCGUUUCUGAUCUUGCUAUUAUCUUUCGUUCAAGUCCAAGUGAAUUAAAUCAUACUAAUGAUGAUUGUGACAAAUCUUUUCAAACACCAAAGUCAAUUCGUGCCCUGUAUGAAGACUCUUGCAUCAGACUUGGAGAGGAAGUGUCAAAAGUAUUAAGGGAACUGGCCAACAGUAUCAGGAACAAUCGUCAAUUCUCCCCUGAAACACUCUCCAACAAUCUCAAAGAAGCAUUAGAAGACCUCGACGAUGCCUUGAAAUCCCAACCACAACUUGUACUAGGCUCGAGGAAUAGUCGAACCACAAACACCCCAUUUCAAGCAGUUCCACACCCUGACAAAAAGCUUGAAGACACCAGAACCACAUUAUCAAGUGUUAAGAACAUUGAAUCUUUUUCCCUGCGUGCAUGUAAAUCUAAAGACCACACUCGUGAACUUUCAAAGAAGGCUUUAAGGCCACAACCGAGUAUGGCUGCCAUAGUAAGCCUUGAGUUCUCAGAUGCAUUACCCUUUGCUGCUUUCACUUCUUUGCUUGUGGAGAUGGUGGCUAAACUUGAUCGUGUCAUGGAUGAAGUUGAACAGUUGGGCAGAAUGGCACAUUUUAGAGAGUUCGAAGAUGACGAUGGUGAUGAGGUUGUUGUGGCUUGUGAGAAACCAAAGAUGAAUAUAGCUCAGAAUGACUUGCCGCCUUAUACAACAGAGUAG